AGUCUCUGUAAAGAGGAGAAAUGGAUUUCAGCAGUAGCGGAGGUGCCGGAGGUGCCAGUUCGGGCGGAGGCAGCAAGAAUUACAACGUGACGACCAGUCUUCAUCACCACCACCAUCAGCAGAUACACCACAGUGGCAGCAGCAACCACAAUAUCUCGUCCGGCGUAGCGUCUCAUCUCAACUCUGCCCACCAUGCCGCGUCGCAUCAGCACCAUUCCGGCGGAGGGAAUAUCAGUCCUCCGCAGUCGCAUCAUCAGCUCGGCCAUCAACUGGCCGCCCAGGGAUCGACCGCCGCUUCCACCGCCGCCGUCACUACCGUCGUCAAAUCGGAAGAAACGGUCGCCGCAACCAACAACAAUAACAACAACAACAACAUGGCGACGUCCUCGACGACUUCCGCCUCGCAACAACAGCAACAACAAACAGCGGCCCAGCAACUGGCAACGGCCGGUUUUGGUGUCAGCGCAGCCGGUGUCAACCUCUCGGUCAAUAUCGGCGUUAACAUCACUGGAGUCACACCGGAAUCCGCAGCCGCUCCUUGGGCCACCGCCGCCGCCGCCUACACAUCCAGAUUCCCGACGUUCGCCAACCCAACGACUUUGGAACAAUUGAAGCAAAGCAUCGAGCAACAGGCGCAACAACAUCAUCAACGAAAUGGCGGAGUCAAGAAUUUUCUGGGCGGAUCGGGUCCUGGUGGCCAUCACCAUCUGUCCGGACACUCUUCAGCUACUCUCGGCUCAUCCGUGUCUUCGGGGUCCAUGGUCGGAUCGUCCGGACAUCACCACCACCACCACCAGACAUCGGGGACGCUGGUCGGGGGUCCGUCGCAUCACCAUCACUCUGUCCAUCAUCACCACCACCAUCAAAACUACCACGCCGGAGUAGCUGUCACGACCUCGACGGGCGUACAUCACCACAAUCCGGCCAGCACGGCCACGUCUCAUUUCGCUGCCGGGUUCGCAGCGGCCGCGGUGGCCGCCGCCGCCGUCGGUUCGUUGCAGCAACACGAAUCCGCCAACUCUGCUGGUCCGGAUCUCAGCAGAAUGGCCUCCAUCUCUCGACGACGAGUUCUUCCAAAAUCGCCAGUUCAUCCGCCCUGGUCGUUGCCUCGAGCAACGCUGAAAAACGCAACAAUCAAAGUAUGUCGCCGAAGGAAUAAGUCCAAGAAUAAGUCGGAGCAGUUGCAGCAACAACAACAGCAACAACAGCAGCAGCAGCAAUCGAGUCCUUCGCAUCAGUCGAGAACAUCGCCCGAUUUCGGUGAGUGA
Molecule: messenger RNA, 1268 nt
Organism: Daphnia pulicaria
Lineage: Eukaryota; Metazoa; Arthropoda; Branchiopoda; Diplostraca; Daphniidae
Product: la-related protein Larp4B-like
Exons: 3
Coding region: 21-1268 (415 amino acids)
Source: RefSeq, a predicted model, not a curated record